Messenger RNA from Oncorhynchus masou masou (cherry salmon), 5751 nucleotides. Its product is annotated as serine/threonine-protein kinase TBK1-like. Lineage: Eukaryota; Metazoa; Chordata; Actinopteri; Salmoniformes; Salmonidae. The transcript is spliced from 21 exons. Gene Ontology annotation, cellular component: cytoplasm. Gene Ontology annotation, biological process: peptidyl-serine phosphorylation. The record is from RefSeq and is a predicted model, not a curated record. Bases 166 to 2352 code for a protein of 728 amino acids. Gene Ontology annotation, molecular function: protein serine/threonine kinase activity; protein binding; ATP binding.
UCCUUCGAUAUAAAGUUGUUUUUGACGAGCAUUUUAAAAAGGAAGUACGGUAAAGAGGAACCACACCCCCUUUUCCAUACUGCUUUCUGAUUGGGUUAUUCCCAUCACGUGAUCCAGAAGUGAAAGGAUUCUGGUUUUUCCGGAGGUGAACCUGAAGCCAUCAUCAUGCAGAGCACAGCCAACUACCUGUGGCUCAUCUCAGACCUGCUGGGCCAGGGAGCUACAGCUAACGUCUACCGUGGCAGACACAAGAAAACGGGGGACCUAUAUGCGGUGAAGGUGUUCAACAACCUCAGUUUCCUGCGACCACUCGACGUCCAAAUGAGAGAGUUUGAGGUCCUGAAGAAACUCAACCAUAAGAACAUCGUCAAGCUGUUCGCUGUGGAGGAGGAGUCCAACACCCGUCACAAGGUGUUGGUGAUGGAGUAUUGUCCCUGUGGGAGUCUGUAUACGGUGCUGGAGGAGUCUUCUAACGCCUACGGACUCCCCGAGGAUGAGUUCCUUAUCGUGCUACAGGACGUGGUCGCCGGUAUGAACCAUCUCAGAGAGUACGGCAUCGUGCACCGUGACAUCAAACCAGGCAACAUCAUGCGUGUCAUCGGCGAGGACGGGAGGUCCGUCUACAAGCUGACUGAUUUCGGAGCAGCCAGAGAACUAGAUGACGAUGAGCAGUUUGUCUCUCUUUACGGCACUGAGGAAUAUCUGCACCCUGACAUGUAUGAGCGUGCAGUGCUGAGGAAAGAGCACCAGAAGAAGUAUGGUGCGACGGUUGACCUGUGGAGCAUCGGAGUCACCUUCUUCCACGCUGCCACCGGAUCACUCCCCUUCAGACCCUUCGAAGGACCACGCAGGAACAAGGAAGUCAUGUAUAAAAUCAUCACAGAGAAGCCGUCAGGAACCGUCUCUGGGCAGCAGAAGUUUGAGAACGGAAAGAUUGAGUGGAGCACAGAGAUGCCUGUCUCCUGCAACCUGUCCAAGGGCCUCCAGAGCUUGCUGACCCCAGUCCUAGCCAACAUCUUGGAGGCUGACCAGGAGAAGUGUUGGGGCUUUGACCAGUUCUUUGCUGAGACCAGUGAUAUCCUGCAUCGUACCGUGGUGUUGGUCUUCAGUCUACAGCAGGCUACUCUCCACUACAUCUACAUCCACCAGUACAAUACGGCGACUCUCUUCCAGGAGCUGUUGUCUCGUCGGUGCAGUAUCCCGGUCCACAACCAGGAGCUCCUGUACGAAGGGCGACGCCUACAGCUUGAGCCCAACCGCCAAGCCCAGACCUUCCCGCGGACCUCCAGAGACAACCCCAUCAUGCUGCUCAGCAGAGAGUCCGUAGCGACAGUGGGGCUCAUCUUCGAGGACCCGAGUCCUCCUAAAGUCCAGCCUCGCUACGAUCUGGACCUGGAUGCCAGCUAUGCCAAGACGUUUGCAGGAGACGUGGGCCACCUGUGGAAGACCUCAGACUCCCUGUUGGUUUGUCAGGAGCUGGUCAGGAAGGGAGUCAGGGGACUGAUUGAGUUAAUGAAGGAGGACUACAGCGAGAUGGUACAUAAGAAGUCAGAGGUCAUCCACGUCUGUCACUACUGCGCUCAGAUCCUGGAGAGGACAGAGCAGCUGUACGAGGUGUUAAUGCAGGCCAAUAUGUUGUCGUCGUCAGAAUACGAUGAGAUCUCAGACAUGAGGAAAAAAAUUGUCCUUAUCUCUAACUCCUUAGUCCCCAUGGAGCAGACGGUUCAGGACAUCAAGAGUAAGUUCCUGUCAGGUGGUGUUCUGACGGACAGCUGGACUCAAGCUGGAACACACCCUGAAGACAGGAAUGUUGAGAGAAUCAAGGUUCUCCUGGACUCCAUUACAGCCAUCUACCACCAGUUUAAGAAGGACAAGGCUGAGAGACGUCUGCCGUACAACGAGGAACAAAUACACAAGUUUGACAAACAGAAGCUGGUGUUCCAUGCCACCAAAGCCAGGUCUCUGUUUACAGAGGAGUGUGCCAUGAAGUACCGCCUCUUCAUCUCUAAGAGCGAGGAGUGGAUGAGGAAGGUGCAUCACGUGAGGAAGCAGCUGAUUGGUCUAACCAGCCAAUUCAACAGCGUGGAGAAAGAAGUUUCCAUGGUGAUGGAGAGAGUUAUUAAGCUACAGGAGCAGUUACCUGGUAAGGUGCUACCUCUGGCAUCCAGUGGUAUGGUGAAGCCUCAAGCCUACCUCAGCCAGAGCACCUUGGUAGAGAUGACCCUGGGGAUGAAGAAGCUGAAGGAAGAGAUGGAGGGCGUAGUAAAGGAGUUGGCCGAGAACAACCACUUCCUGGAGAGGUUUGGCUCUUUGACAUUGGAUGGAGGAAUGAGAAGUGUGGACCGUAUCUGAGACCAUGUGGCCCCUCGCUUCCCACACCCACCCUACACCUUCACCCAACCUCCAUACCCACCCUACACCUUCACCCAACCUCCACACCCACCCUACACCUUCACCCAACCUCCAUACCCACCCUACACCUUCACCCAACCUCCAUACCCACCCUACACCUUCACCCAACCUCCAUACCCACCCCACACCUUCACCCAACCUCCAUACCCACCCUACACCUUCACCCAACCUCCAUACCCACCCUACACCUUCACCCAACCUCCACACCCACCCUACACCUUCACCCAAUCUCCACACCCACCCUACACCUUCACCCAACCUCCACACCCACCCUACACCUUCACCCAACCUCCAUACCCACCCUACACCUUCACCCAACCUCCAUAACCACCCUACACCUUCACCCAACCUCCAUACCCUCCCUACACCUUCACCCAACCUCCAUACCCACCCUACACCUUCACCCAACCUCCAUAUCCACCCUACACCUUCACCCAACCUCCACACCCACCCUACACCUUCACCCAACCUCCAUACCCACCCUACACCUUCACCCAACCUCCAUACCCACCCUAAACCUUCACCCAACCUCCAUACCCACCCUACACCUUCACCCAACCUCCACAUCCACCCUACACCUUCACCCAACCUCCACACCCACCCUACACCUUCACCCAACCUCCACACCCACCCUACACCUUCACCCAACCUCCAUACCCACCCUACACCUUCACCCAACCUCCAUACCCACCCUACACCUUCACCCAACCUCCAUACCCACCCUACACCUUCACUCAACCUCCAUACCCACCCUACACCUUCACUCAACCUCCAUACCCUCCCCCCCGACUCUCACCCACCCUAAACCCUCACUCGUCGACUCUCAACCCACCCUAAAUACUCCCCCCGACUCUCAACCCACCCUAAACCCUCCCCCGACUCUCAACCCACCCUAAACCCUCACCCCUCGACUCACCCACCCUAAACCCUCCCCCCGACUCUCAACCCACCCUAAACCCUCACCCCUCGACUCACCCACCCUAAAUCCCCACCUCAAUCCACUUUCUAGACCAGGGGUCUCCAACCUUUUCUAGCAUAAGAGCUCCCUUCAAAUAGACCCGUUGUUCUCCUCUCCCUGCAACUCUUCCCCGGGUCCUUAGUGUACAAGAGACACUGUGUUUUCUGUCGAUAUACCUGGUAAAACAAUGGUUAAUAAACACUAAAGGAGGCCCUAUAAAAUCUGAGAUGUUUUUUUUUCUCCCAAAUUCUUCUGUUUUCUGUUUUCUCAGUAGAUGUAUUUAGUUUUUACUCUCAAAACGGCAUGUUCUGAGUCCAUGUUAAUGUUUUAAAUCACAUCAGAAGAAACUAUUUUUAGCUUUGGAAGAAAACGAACACGUUUAGAUUUUGGAGCGCAAUUCCCUUUGAAUUGUUGCAGGAAUGUGCCGUUUUAAUAUGCCGGUCUGUGGUGGUUCAGUACUGCUGCUGCUGAUUUCAUGGCGUCGUUUACCAAAAAUCAAACGGUAGAUACAAAUGAUGUACUUCUUCUAGGUAAGCCUACUUUACAGUUACCAUUUAAUAUGGUUUGGGGGAAAGUAUUUCUGUCAAUCUACAAGACAGUUAUCACAUCAACUGGCGUUACACUGAAUGACAGACAAACACCGGGCGGACGGACGCCAUAUUGCUGAAAAUUAAUUGGCAGAUAAUGUGUUAGGUUUGGCUUUUUAAUCCAAUAGUGGCUAACCAGGGGUGGGAUAAUGUCGAUGUUGCCUUGAUUAGAUAGUAGCUGGGAGCUUGCGGUGUCUCUGAUACUUGUGAAAUUGAAUGUACUUUCACAAUGUUUUGGCGAGCUACUAAUAGGUGGGCUGGUAGCUACUGGUAGCUGGUGAUCGACUUGUUGGAGAGCCCUGAUCUAGACCCUGACCCCUACCUGACCCCCACCUCAAUCCACUAUCUAGACCCUGACCCCUACCUGACCUCCACCUCAAUCCACUAUCUAGACCCUGACCCCUACCUGACCCCACCUCAAUCCACUAUCUAGACCCUGACCCCCACCUCAAUCCACUAUCUAAACCAUGACCCCCACCUCAAUCCACUAUCUAGACCCUGACCCCCGCUUCAAUCCACCUCCAUCCACUAUCUAGACCAUGACCCCUACCUGACCCCCACCCCCACUUCAAUCCACUAUCUUGACCCUGAACCCAUACCUGACCCCCACCUCAAUCCACUAUCUAGACCCUGACCCCUAACUGACCCCACCAGUCUACAGUCUAGACCCCUGACCCCUAACUGACCCCACCAGUCUACAGUCUAGACCCUGACCCCUAACUGACCCCACCAGUCUACAGACUAGACCCCUGACCCCUACCUGACCCCACCAGUCUACAGACUAGAACCCUGACCCCUACCUGACCCCACCAGUCUACAGUCUAGACCCCUGACCCCACCAGUCUAGACGCUGCAGAGAAAGGAGAAUAUUCCCUGAUCUGGCCAGUGGUAUAUAAUUCCUGUGUAUAUACAUGUGUGCUUCAUGCUGUAAAUAGUCUGAGUCUGCAAUGUGUGUUAUUAUGAAUGAGUUGUCUGUCUGCUGGCCUCUUCUCCAAGCUGGCCACUUCUGUUAGAGACUAAAGAGAGGACACGUCCUUCAGGAAUCAACCUGGUUUCACCAGUUAGUGGUUCUUACUGCUACACUGUCCCAAAAUGCCUCCCUAUUUCCUUUCCAGUGCUCUACCCAUAGUGCACUACUUCUGACCAGAGCCCAGAGGGGGAUAGGGGGUCAUUUGGGAUGUGCCCUCUGUGUUGCUGUAGUGCACUGAGGGGAAUAGGGGGUCAUUUGGGAUGGGGACUCUGUGUUGCUGUAGUGCACUAUGAGGGGAAUAGGGGGUCAUUUGGGAUGGGCCCUCUGUGUUGCUAUAGUGCACUAUGAGGGGAAUAGGGGGUCAUUUGGGAUGGGCCCUCUGUGUCGCUAUAGUGCACUAUGAGGGGAAUAGGGGGUCAUUUGGGAUGGGCCCUCUGUGUCGCUAUAGUGCACUAUGAGGGGAAUAGGGGGUCAUUUGGGAUGGGCCCUCUGUGUCGCUAUAGUGCACUAUGAGGGGAAUAGGGGGUCAUUUGGGAUGGGCACUCUGUGUCGCUAUAGUGCACUAUGAGGGGAAUAGGGGGUCAUUUGGGAUGGGACUCUGUGUUGCCUUUAGUUUCAUUUAGUCUGCAGACCGUUUUUUACUUCCUGUUUUGUUAACAGGGUAUUAUUUUACUUCCUGUUUUGUUAACAGGGUUUUAUUCAUCAUCUCUGUUGCCCAUCUGGUAUAAUUAAAAUGGCUCACAGGCUCAGAUUAUAGUUGUUGCUCUUUUAAAAUAAAAUCCUAGUGUCCUUAAAUAUGAUUUCUUAUUUGAAAUAACCCAAAA